AUGAUGAUGCUAUCUCGUGUGAUUUCAUGGAAAUUAUUGAAACAGUCACAAUAUUGUCUAUCGAGUGCGUCGCUAGUAUCAUCGAAUCAAAGACGACUCCUAUCAACAGCAAAGCAGAACGAUGGUAGUGAUAAUGAAUGGUUGUGGACAUAUUUACGUGAUCGUAAAGGCUUUACGGAUUUAAAUGAAGAGCAGCGACGACAUGUUAUCGAAAUCGAAAUUCAAACAUUGAGGGAAGCUGGUGAUCGCGUACCGGAUGUCAUUCCUGACGGACAUUGGAAAGAGUUGCUUGAUGCCGCUUCGAUUGAAUCUCGGAAGAGGAUCUAUGCAUAUCUGUUUCUGCGUGAGCUGCAUCGUAAACGUCGUGCUGCGAUUGUGGCUUCGAAUGAUAUUCGCCGAGCUGAAGCUUCGAAACGUCGUGCUGCUUUACUUGCUGAUGGCAAACCACCAACGAACUAUCCCGGUUAUUCCUCAAUAUUCCGUCAUCUAGGUCGUCAUAAUGAAAAACUCAUACGCGAACAGUUGUUACUCGCACCGGCGCGACUCGGUGAGAACAUGGUCAUCGAUUGCAGUUUUGAGCAAGAUCAUGCGCGGGAGUAUUAUUUAUCCAAUCUAGUCGAUCAAAUACAAUAUCUUUUUGCUGAUAUAACACGAUAUCAUUCGCCGUCAUUCAUCUAUCUGUGUAAUUUAUCACCUCAUGGACGAUUACAAGCUGAAUUUGAUCGUCGUGCAUCAUUAGAGAAUACAUGUUUUGAAGUGACAUCAUCGAGUUAUCUGGAUUUAUUCCCGCACGAGAAACUUGUUUAUCUAUCACCUGAUUCCAAGAACGAGAUGACAUCGUUCGAUCAUGAUGCUGUAUAUAUCGUUGGUGGCAUUGCCGAUCGGACUGGCAAAAAACCGCUAACGUUCGCUAAAGCAAAACGUGAAAAUAUCAAACACCAACGAUUCCCCAUCGAUAGAUAUGUUAAAUUCGGUGGUGGCAGUGGCAAAUCUUUAACCCUUGAUCAAGUUUACAAUAUUCUCAUGACUUUGAAACAAACUGGAUCUUGGACUGAAGCGUUUAAAUAUAUUCCAGAACGAAAAGUAGUCGAACGAUAUUCAGAUAAAAAACCGAAUUUAACGGAAAAAUUCGGCCGAAAAAUCGGUUUGAGUGGUUGA
Molecule: messenger RNA, 1158 nt
Organism: Adineta ricciae
Lineage: Eukaryota; Metazoa; Rotifera; Eurotatoria; Adinetida; Adinetidae
Source: the annotation of a GenBank genome assembly